CAAACCUCAACGUGUUGGACUAUAACGUCGCUGAGAUAUCAUAACCAGUAUUGAAGACCCAGCAAGCAAUCCAGAGUGAAGUUGGCGCAUUUGACCUCGCGGAUCUCGCUCGAAUCUCCGAUUGCUCUUCGCUUUGACCGAUUCACAACCAAUUAGGACUCGCAGUACUACAGCCUUUCUGGAUACUCCCUUGAUUCGCAUCUGCCUCCGACCAGCUUGUCAGACAUCCCAACUUUUACCGCACCAUGGCAUCCACAUUAAACGUCGAGUCGCCUAUUGGCGCUUCAAGCUCAGGUGAUGACAAGCGGAUCACGUUGGACCAGCUGAAAGAGCACACUACGAGAGAUAGUCUGUGGUUGUUGAUUCAUGGAAAAGUGUACGACGUGACAAAAUUCCGAGAUGAGCACCCCGGUGGAGAUGAAGUCCUAGUCGAGGAAGCUGGCCACGAUGCGACCGAGGCCUUUGACGAUAUUGGACACUCACCAGAAGCCGACAGCAUCAUGGAGAAAAUCCUGAUUGGAGAGUUCAAAGGCGAGAGCAAGAAGAAGGCUGCGCCAGCAGCACGGGCGACUGCAGGUCAGACGGCGAGCACAGGAGGAUUCCCUAUCUGGGUUAUUCCUGCGGGUUUCGCGGUCGUGUAUCUUGCAUGGAGAGUCUUCGUGGCUUGAGAAUCACAGUCGUAAGACUGGCAAGACGAGUGCAGUCGUGGGAGUUGUGUGUCAAAGGUCGAUUCCACGCAAUGGUCCUCUCCAGUCAUUCCGUUCUCCGUCUUUUGAUGAUCAU
This is a messenger RNA of Kockovaella imperatae, 783 nucleotides long. Its product is annotated as putative cytochrome b5. The coding region runs from base 246 to 668 and encodes 140 amino acids. The record is from RefSeq and is a predicted model, not a curated record. Lineage: Eukaryota; Fungi; Basidiomycota; Tremellomycetes; Tremellales; Cuniculitremaceae. The transcript is spliced from 5 exons. Gene Ontology annotation, molecular function: heme binding. Gene Ontology annotation, cellular component: intracellular membrane-bounded organelle; endoplasmic reticulum membrane.